UCGUUUCGUCACAUAAUAGUAAUGGCUCUCUAAUAAAAUGUGUGUAAAUAUUAAAUUAUUUUCACUAAAUAAAAUUUUUUAAGUAAACUAUAUUUAUAUAUCAUAUAACAGACACAUAUAAUACAUGUAUAAUAAUUUAUUAAUACAAUAUAUUUUUGUAUGCAUAAAAAUGUUUAAUUUUUUUUGUUUGUUUGUUAAAUAAUUGAUUUUUCACACACAAAAUAAUUUCUAUUAUUUUGUUUUAAUUUUCGGAAAAGAGAGUUGAUGCCAAGUAUGGCAACAAUGAUGAGUAGAUUUGGGUUUCACGAUAUAAUGCAGCCGUCGGUUGGCCACCAAAAUAGCGCACAAAUAGCAAUCAGUGACACAUCUUCGGGCGAUACAAUGUCGCCGCAGAGAAAGAUAUCGCGUGAGACCAUACAUUCGGGUCAUUUUAUGGUCUCCGAGAUCGACGAAAAUGAACAGACGGGUGGAGUUGUAGUCGCUGAGCCGUCACACGACUCAGACUACGAACGGCCAGUCGAGACCAACGAUGCUCUUAACUAUGAUUUGGAGAUGAAUUGUAGAGAAACAACACAAACCUAUGCCUACGGACCCAAAUCGUUGAAUACGGUGUCCAUCGAUGGCUCGCUGACGAAGCUGUUCGAGUGUAUGAGUCUGGCCUACAGCGGAAAGAUUACAUCUCCCCGUUGGAAGACAUUCAAAGGUCUUAAGUUGAAAUUGAAAGACAAGAUCCGACUCAACAAUAUUAUAUGGAGAGCCUGGCAUAUACAAUACAUCGCCAGACGUAAUCCAAUUGUUUGCCAGUUUUCAUCGCCGGUAGACAGCGAUCGUCACAAGAAAGCCGAAGCAGUUAUAAUGGAGGGUAAAUACUGGAAACGACGGUUGGCCACUGUUACGGCCGAAUAUCAAAAAUGGAGACAAUAUUAUAGAAAUACGGGAAGACCUGUUACACCAUCCCGUCCCGCGAUUCAAUUUGAUUGGGAAAACAGUUUUAAUACUUUAUCGGCCGAUAUGGUCAGUGCCGACGACAUAAUGGAUUUUAGUGACACUUUUUUAAGCAAUUUGCCGAUUAAUUUUGAUUUUCCGAAUCCCCGAGAAAUAGCCCGAAGCGGAAUGUCGGCAGAGUUUAUACAGCCAGGACUCGUGCAAUUACAACCAAAUUUCGAUGAAUUUAUGGACACGUUUGAGCCGUAUCAAGAGUUGUUCUUCAAUUCGAAAAAUACAUCUUCGUUGCCAACAUUACCCGAAGAGUCCAAUGUUGUGGCGGAUCAACAAAAUUCAAAACAACUCAAUCAUUUGAUAUCCGAUUUAAGUGCUAAAGAUUUAAUGAUUCAACUUCUCGGUGAGUCAAACAAUAUGACGGCCAACACAAAUGCGACAUCGAUUCAAAACUAUACGGUGAACAACAAAAAUCUGAUGCAAACCAUGGACUCCAUUCAAAAUCAAUUUGAUCCCAAUCUGAAUGCUUCGUACAAAAUGAAUUCAAUGAACACAAUCCAACCUCAGGUGGUAAGCAAUGCUCAAACGAUGCCAGUGAUGACCAAUAUGACUGCCAUACAAAAUAACAUGCAAUCAAAGCCACUACUGGAUCAAACUAUACCGUAUACACAAUACGGUAGUCCGGUUGGUGGUACACAAAAUACAGUGCCUUUAACUCACAUUCAAUCGCCUAUACAUACGAAAAGUCGGGUUCAGAUGGUCCAAGAAUUUGCUCAGUCAAACAAUAACAAUAACAUCAAUAAUAACAUCAACAACAAUAGCAUCUCAUAUUCAUCGAUGACGGUUAGUCCUGUCAGUCCGGCUCAUCAGCACUACGUCAACGUGAAGACCAGCCAGAGUCCGCUGAGAAAGAAGUACCAGAACACACAUCCGAAAGUGACGAUUGCCUCCAGCGCUGCCACCAAUCAGAAGUUUGCGAUUCCCAAGACUAUGCCGGCCAAACAAAGGUCUCGCGAGAGAAGCAUUUCAACGCCUCAUAUCAACAGAGGCGGAUUACAGGUGUUGCCACCGGUGACCACACAAGCCAGUGCUGUUUCGAUGUUGGACAUUAACUCUCUCCCGAAUCCCAAUCCCCGAGUCAACCAAAUCCCUAUCGAGCGCUCAAAUUCUCUGCCCGUCUAUACUCAAGAACCACAGCGACGAAAAGGUGUCGUCGCAUUGCCUCCCAAUAUGUUCAACACUUCAAAUUUGGUGACCACUUCGACCACCAAUCUAUCACCAAAUCUAUCAUAUUCAUUACAACCAACCAUACAAUCAAUACAACACCAACAACAACAACAGCCGACGACGAUUAACAAUCAUAGGCUGCAAAUAAUAACACAAAACGACGCCAACAACUCUUACUCUUCUUCUCCAUACUUAUCAUCUCAACAGCAAUUGGUUGUGUCCAAUAUGCCCAACGCUUACGAUAUACCUCAGGGAUCUACUAAUACUACUAGUUCUUCAAAUGACAGCACACUUAUUGCACGUCUACUGACCUCAAACUCAUUGUCUAACAUAUCGGGCAACAGUUCAUCACAACAACAACAACAACAUCAACAACACAUGUACUCAAAUCAAAGUGCAGCUCACAAUAUGAAUGCGAGAAACACCGAAAGGCCCACAACUAUUGACGCCAGUUGUAUUGGGAUCAGACCACAGGUCAAAACGAUUGCCAAUGAAAAAUCUCAGAUGUUUUUACCAAAACAAAUGAGUGACACAAAUACUACUGCAAUACAAAUGAGUGGUCAGUUGACGCCAAACUUUAAGCCAAAUUUUAUAAUACAAUCAAAUCAAGACAUCAGUUCUUCAUCAUCGAUAGUAUCAAUUGUGCCGCACAUGCCAUCGCUAUCCAAAUCGCAUUCAUCUCCGAUAUCGUUGCACUCGUCGAAAGAUAAAUUUACUGGUUUUCAAUCGAUACCAUCGCCGCCAUCAAUGUGUUCGCCGACUAACGCGCCAAAAGGCAAACCGGGCAAAGAUAAGGUCCAAUAUCGAGAACACCGACGCGUUUGCCAUAUAAAUGCCGAACAGAAACGGCGCUGUAAUAUCAAGAAUGGUUUCGACACACUCAAGACAUUGUUGCCAUCCAUUAGCCACAACACCAACACAAAGAUUAGCAAAGCAGCGAUGCUCCAGAAGGCCGUUGAAUUCAUCCAAGAGCUUCAGGGAGAGUCUCAUAAACAACAGGACGAAACAGAUCAGCUGAGGAAUCAGGUCGACAGCGUUAACCAGAUUAUUAGUGUCUAUCAAAAUCAAUUACCGGCAACUGGUGUCCCGAUAUCAUCGCAGCGUUCAUCGCAGACUCGGGUACUUUACGAGAACUAUGUUCGCGAAAAAACUCUGGAAAAUUGGAAAUUUUGGAUUUUUAGCAUAAUAAUGGGCUCAUUAUGGGAUUCAUAUAAUCAGACGGUGACCACAUCCAGUGAUGAAGAGAUCACCAAAUCGUUGUCCCGUUGGUUGGAACACAGCUGUUGUCUCUCCCAAUUGAGAAAAGAUGUAUGCAAUUCGUUACGCUAUUUGAGUACAUCGACAAACAUAUUGACUGAUCCCAACCUAUUGCCAGACGAGGCAUAUCAAGCGGUCACGAAAAAGGAGAAACAAUUGUCUUCGUGAGUCUUCACCGAAACUUUAACUAAUCCAUUGAUAAACGCAAGAGUAAACACACGUCACACAAGAGUUUCAUUACUAUAUAUAUAUAUAUAC
Oppia nitens is the source of this 3681-nucleotide messenger RNA. RefSeq names its product MLX-interacting protein-like (gene Mondo). The record is from RefSeq and is a predicted model, not a curated record. The coding region runs from base 265 to 3591 and encodes 1108 amino acids. Gene Ontology annotation, biological process: regulation of transcription by RNA polymerase II. Lineage: Eukaryota; Metazoa; Arthropoda; Arachnida; Sarcoptiformes; Oppiidae. Gene Ontology annotation, cellular component: nucleus. The transcript has 10 exons. Gene Ontology annotation, molecular function: RNA polymerase II cis-regulatory region sequence-specific DNA binding; protein dimerization activity; DNA-binding transcription factor activity, RNA polymerase II-specific.